Molecule: messenger RNA, 2301 nt
Organism: Prorocentrum cordatum
Lineage: Eukaryota; Dinophyceae; Prorocentrales; Prorocentraceae
Source: the annotation of a GenBank genome assembly
GACUUCGGGGCCCUGGUGCCUGCGGAGGCCGCGCCGCCGCCAGCGAAGCCCUUGGCCGAGCUGUCGCUCCAGGCCCUCCUGGCCAGGGAGGCGAAGAUCAAGGGCCAGGUCAGCCGUGCAAAGGCAGCGCUGGCGGCCGUCCAGGAGGAGCAGGCGGCCGUCGCGGUCCGCGUGGCGGAGCAGGCGGACGUCCUCCAGAAGCGGCGCGACCAGCUGGAGGAGGUGGCCGAGGCUGUGCGCGCGAGGAAGCGCGCUGACCUGGAGCAGCACAAGGGGCCGUCGCCCAUGGAGGUGGGCGAGCCCGUGGAGGCCGAGGACUGCCUGGGCAAGGUGCUGCUCAAGGGCCUCGAGGGCCUCGAGGCGGAGCGGGAGAGGGUCCUCUUGCUCGGAGAGGAGGGCGGCGCCCUGCUCGCGAUGGCCGCCGAGGCCCGCAGCCUCGCAGCGGCGGCCGAGCGGGCCAGCGCUGCUGCAGCCGCGGCCGAGCGGGCCGCCGCGGCGCAGGAGGCCGCCCCCGCGGCUGAUGGCAGUGAUGAUGGCGCUGAUGGUUCUCCUGGGGACCGCAAGCGCGUCGGCGACCUCCACCUUGGCCCCGAGCUCGUCGGGCUCGACGCCGUGUUCGACGAGGUGGGCAUGGAGGCCCCGCUUCUGGGUAGCCGCCCGCGGGCGGCGGACGUGGUGGAGCUGGUAUCGGCCAACGCCACCGCGUGGGGCUCGGCGCAGGCGCUGGUCGAGUGGCUACACGACGACGUGGGGCGGCUGCCUGCGGUGCUCUGCCUCCAAGAGCAUCGCCUCAAGGGCAAGCAGGCGAUGGCUCGCGCGGCGGGCUGGAUGCAGGCGCGCGGCUUCAGCUGGCAUGGCCAGGCCGCGCUGCCGACGGGCUCAGGGCCGCUGGAGAGCUCGGGCGGAGUGGCCGUGGCCACGCUGCGGCCGUCGGCGGCCGCCGCCGCGCCAGGGCUCCCGGCCCAUCGGUUCCAGGUGUGUGAGGUGAACCUGGGGUUCAGGGAGCCGUGCCGCGUCAUCUCGGCCUACUUCAUCACGAAGAUAGGCAGGGCGAAGGGGAACAUCGGGCUCCUGGCAGCGCUGCACGAGUUCGUGGGGCAGCUGGAGUCGCCGUGGGUCGUGAUGGGCGACUGGAACAUGGAGCCCGUGGCCGUCCAUGAGUGGGCGCGCAGCGCAGGCGGUGCGCUCGUGGGCCCAGAGGAGCCGACCUGCGGCUCGAAGGUCUUCGACUUCGCGGUGGUCAGCAGGGCCCUCACGGGCUUUGCGGACGUGGCCGAGGUGCUGCGGAGGGCGCCGACGAAGGACCACGCGUCGUUCAAGGUGGUGCUCCGCGGCGUAGGGCCCGAGGCGAAGGUGCGGCGACCGCUCUUCCCCGCGGCCUUCCCGCUGCCGCUGCCGCCGCCAGUGCGGCCAGCGCCGCUCGAGCGCGCCUUCUCGGCCUGGAGGCCUGAGGGAAGGCAGUCGCUCGAGGAGGGCUGCCAGGAGUGGUUCGAGGCGGUCGAGGCCUACCUGAUCGACCUCUACGAGAUCGUUCCGCCCAGCCGCUGGAAGGGGCGCUCGGGCGGGCUUCGCAUGCAGAGGGUCGUGAUGGAGGCAGCCUGGAAGCAGGACUGCAAGAGGAGCGUCGGCGCUGCCUGCAGGCGCUGGAUGUCGUUCGCGGCGGCAUGCGCCCGCUGGCGCGCGCUGCAGGAGGCGGCGCCUGGAGGGCGCUGCUGGGCGCCGCUGCGCAAACAGCAGGAGGUGCUGAUGGCGUUCGAGCUCGAGUGGCCAGAGGAUGGCCCGCUGGCAGGGCUGUCAGUGGCCCGCGUGAUGAGCUUGCUCAGCUCCUCCUCGUGCCAGCUGACGGUGCAGUUCGUCCAGGAGGAGGCGAGGCGACGCUGGAGGCUGGACAAGCAGCGGAAGGCCGCGGGGCGGCGCGCCUGGGCUCAGGCCGCGGCCACCGAGAAGGGCGGCUCGGCGGCCUACCGCUUCAUCGAGCAGGUCGCGGUGGUGCCCACGGAGGUGAUCGCGGGCGUGGACGGCAGCGACGACCUGCGCAUGCCCGUCGCGGGCGAGGCUGCAGUGGCGGCGCUGCUGGAGGCGUGGCAGCCGCUAUGGGUCAAGCCGUCGCGGGCAGGCGAGGCAGCGCCCGAUAACUGGGACAUCCAGGAGUCGGUGCUGCCGCCGCUGGAGCUCGAGGACCUCGAGCGCGUCCUGGGCACCUACCGCGAGGGGUGCGGCCUUGGGUGGGAUAGGCUCCACCCGAAGCAGCUGCUGCGCCUCCCGCGGACCUACAGGCAGCGCUUCCUGGAGCUCCUCAUG